AUGGUUGGACUUGACAACAAUCAUUUAAAGGAUAAUUUGCCAGAAGAAAUGUGUCAUGAUCUCCCUUUACUUGAAGUCUUUGGUGUUGAUGAUAAUCAAUUAGAGGGAAGCAUUCCGAACUUAAUAAGCAACUGCACAUCUUUGAAAAGAUUAUAUUUGGAUGGUAACUCAUUUACAGAGUAUGGAUCAAAAGGAGUUGUGUCUGCAAAAGGAGAUGUGUAUAGCUAUGGUAUUUUGCUGAUGGAAAUGUUCACGAGGAAGAAGCCAACAGAUGAGAUGUUUGUUCAAGGAUUAAGUUUGAAAGACUGGGUGAGAAAAUCCACACCAUAUUCAAUCAUCAAUAUUAUAGAUGUAAAUUUGUUGCAUAGAAAAAAUCAAAAUACUGAUAAUAUAUUAUGUCAUAUAUCAUCAGUUUUUGAUCUAGCAUUAAAGUGUUGCAAUGACUUACCUGAAGCACGACUUACUAUGAUUGAUGUUGCAGUGUCAUUGAAAAACAUCAAGGCUUUGUUAAUGGAAAAUGCUAGGGACAUUAUUAGUUGAGUAAUUGUUAAAUCACAUCUUAAGUACUAUUUCUUUAACCUUUUCUUUGGAUAGCAUGUAUUGUUGUAAAUUAGAGUGAUUCUGUGUAUGAUGUAAUAAUAUAUGAAAUUAUUUCAAAUUUGAAAUGUUCUAACUUGAUCAGAUUCAUUCUGAAUUU
This is a messenger RNA of Neltuma alba, 697 nucleotides long. Its product is annotated as probable LRR receptor-like serine/threonine-protein kinase At3g47570. Gene Ontology annotation, molecular function: protein kinase activity. The record is from RefSeq and is a predicted model, not a curated record. Gene Ontology annotation, biological process: protein phosphorylation. The transcript is spliced from 2 exons. Lineage: Eukaryota; Viridiplantae; Streptophyta; Magnoliopsida; Fabales; Fabaceae. Gene Ontology annotation, cellular component: membrane. Bases 1 to 540 code for a protein of 179 amino acids.